This is a messenger RNA of Lytechinus variegatus (green sea urchin), 5920 nucleotides long. RefSeq lists its product as uncharacterized. The record is from RefSeq and is a predicted model, not a curated record. Lineage: Eukaryota; Metazoa; Echinodermata; Echinoidea; Temnopleuroida; Toxopneustidae. The coding region runs from base 658 to 3213 and encodes 851 amino acids. Gene Ontology annotation, biological process: response to endoplasmic reticulum stress. Gene Ontology annotation, molecular function: protein phosphatase regulator activity. The transcript has 2 exons. Gene Ontology annotation, cellular component: endoplasmic reticulum; protein phosphatase type 1 complex.
AUGACAGCCAAUCUAAUUUCGUAAUCAUGAAUUUCCGCACGUAGUAUUCGAACACCAAAAGCUUCACUUGUGUUGUAUUUUCUUAAGUUUUCUACGAUAAGAAAUGGAUGUGGAAGAUUUAUCAAAUGUUUUGUCCGAAACCGCGAAUUGUGAAGAUAACUCUGAUAUCGUCAACAACUUGGAUUUUCCUGAACAAUAUGUUGCACUUGCAGACACCUCUCCAAUUUUUCGUGUAUCUGUGCCAUCGACUGUGUACAAAGUGAAUGGUGAACAGAUUUGUAUGCGCUGUAUGAAUGGAUGUAGGCCUAAGCUGAGGCCAACAUUUCCUCACGACAUAAAAACUCUGAAUUCAGACGCCAACCCUCCUAUCUGUCGUUCCAGUAAGAUGAAGCUUACAUGGCAUGCUUGGCAUAGUUUAGCUUUCAUGUCUUCAUUUCAAGUUCAUUCUCUUGUUCCUCAUGAAAAUGUCGGUGCCAACACGGCCCAUCUUCAAAAUGUGAAUGAUCAAGUUCAACUUCAAAUUGAUCUUUGAUAGAGCAAAGAUAUUAGACUCUAAAUUCUAAGUUAGACACUGAUAAGUCAGAGACUAAAUUUCUGAAGUUUCAAACAAGAAUUCUCUUUAAUUUUUCUAUAAGCAGGAUAAGAUAAUUGUUAAAAAUGGCAGACGUUGCAGUCCGUAAUUGUAGAAUGUCUCAUCAUGGACAUCAAAGACAAAAAUCUGAGAAGCAAAAUUAUAGCUAUAGAAGUGGACGAGGGAAUCCUUGUGCACAAAAAUAUCAAAGUAAGAAUCCGAACUGGAGAGAUCAGAAUCGGCCAACUUUCUUCCGUUUGGAUAGCACUGGAGAGAAUUCAGGAAGCAGCUGCGAGGAUUUGAACGGAGCAAUUUCCCCUGAAAUUCAACAAGCAUCAAAUCACUGCCAGCCCAGAUUUCAAUCGCAGGACAAUAAGUUUACGUGUACUCGUCAAGGUGGUGGUCUACUUGACAAAGUCCAAUCUGCCUUAGGGCCGUUAGGAGUGUCAAAUCAAACUUGGCAUCCUCCUCGGAGGGAGACGACCAGAAACUUGAUGCAGUCGCAAGGGACCCUGUCAAAUAGUCCAGACUCUCAUCUUGCCACUUUAGAUUCUGUAGCAGAAAAGUUAACCAACAUGAGCAUGCCGAAACACCCUCCGCAUUGGGGUAACCCGAUGGCAAACUCGCAGCAGAGUAGCCAGAUGGGUCCACCCCGUCAUAACGCCCAAGGCCAGUGGGGACGGACUUUUGUUCCGCAGGAUAGAGGCCAUGCGCCAAUCUUCCAUCCUUACCAGGGAAUGAACCAAUCCCCUUUUCUGGCAUCGACACAAAAUUAUCAAAGGAACCUCUACAGUAAUCCUUGGCAUCAAAUGAUGGGUGGGAAUAAUCAACGUCAUCCUCCUUAUCAUCAGGGAUUCCAUCACUUUGCUCCCCCUCCUCCUCCUUUUCCAUGGCAACAGUUGCUAGGUCCCCAGAUGAUGCAAGGGUUUGCCCACCAGGGACCAAUGAAUAGAAACCAGAGAGCUCGAUCUCCUCCAAAGAAGCCUAAGUGGAAUAAUGGACAUGGAAAUCGGCAAAGAACAUUUCCUCAGUCAAAACCCAAGUCUCAGUCUCGAUGCCAUGCUGAUCAUAGCAGUUCUUCUGUAACAUCUUCCUCUGAAACGUGUGUCCAAAUCUCCAGUCAAAUCAGAUCAUGUAUUGACAAGACUGUUGUACAUGUGCAAAUCAACACAUCUGAGGUUAAAAGUGAUGAAACAUUAGUAACUGCUGACUGUGGUUCAGAAGAAUUCAUAGGACAUGUAGUUGACAGUAGUGCAAUAAUUUCACCAGAACGGACUGAAGACUUAGUAAAGACUAGUCAAGCUGAGGAACGUAUUGCAAAUUUUAGUGACCUCAGCAAGUCUAAUACUUCAUGUCUCAUGGUAAAAGCAGAUGAGGAAAAUGUUGCUGUUCAAAAUGAAAAUUGUCAAACUACAAAUGAGCGUAAAGAUGGCAGUAAAAAGAAUGAAGAAAGCGAGUUUAAUGAACGACACUCAUCGAUCGAACUUAUUCUCGCCGACUACAAGGUACAAUCCAGCACUCAAGAUAAAGAGAUGGCUCUUUCAUCCAGCAGUGAUCCCGAAUCAGGAAGUGAUUCAGACAGUGCAGUAGAGGCAAAUGCAGAUCUUUGGGAGAGUUUCACAGCAAGCGAUGACCCAUACAAUCCUCUGUGUGGCUGGCGCUGUAGUGACAGUAUUCAGGAGGGUCACCCUGGCACGAAGUCGUCUUUCCAAGAAUGCCACAUAGACUCUGGAACAGAUGAGGGGGACAAUUGGUCAGAGACGGAUAGUGAUGAUGACUAUGAUAGUGGGGAUGAUAGUCCUGUUGACGAUGUUGACACCAGUCUUCCAAGAUCAUUCAAGCUGUCCGAUCCUCAGCUCCAGGAACUGAGAGACAGCCUCUCCUCGACACCCAAAGAGAAGCCAGAUUCCGAUUCUGGUCAUCACCCUUCAGUGGCCUUUAUCCUUGGUUCAACCUCGAGUUCAUCCGAUGACGAUGAUGACGACGAUGACUGGGACACUCUUGAUGAUCCCUCUACCCUAGAGGAUGAUCCUCUCUGGGACUCGUUCAACAGACCAAGGGACCCGUACAGUCCCAUGGAGGCCUGGAAAUGCCAUGAUUCUAAUUUGUCUUCCAGCGUUCCCGCCUCAAGCCCUUCAACCCCAAUGAGAAAAGACUCUGUUGAAGGACUAAGGACUUUGUUGCUAGCAUCAACAGAACGGAAAGAGACACUACCUCGGAUAUGUGAGGGAUUGCCUUCCAGGGAGAGCGACAUUGAAAUCUUUGACAUUGCUACUAUCAGGGUCCAUGGGGCCAGAGAUGAUAUUGAUCUUGGAUCACCCACAGUCGCUGAAGGUUCUAUGAAGCGUGUUGCCAGUGCCAGCUGUCUACGGAGAUACCAGUUGACUCCACAAGACAAGGCUUCCAAAAAGGUUCGCUUCUGCCCCGACUCGUCUUUCAUCGUCCUUGUCGAGAAGGAUCCAGCGUCCUGUGAAACCAACCCCACCCAGGCCUCAGAGAACGACUGGCAAGCCUGUGCAAGGGAUAGGAUGAGAUUCAAGGCACGCAUUGAUCAACUCUCUCGUGUACUCGACCCUGUUCUCACAAACACACAUCGGGAGCAAGUCUACACAUCUCGAAUGGCAGAGGGGGAGGACAGAUGACACCUAGACGGUCAAGAAGUAAAUUGAUUAUUAUUUUCCUAAAUGUGUAUUCUGUGAUAUUAUGCUAUAUAUUUGUUCCAUUUAUUUUUUUGUUAAUUAUUUUAGUUUGUAAAUGAGUUGAUUCUUUGAGAACAAUUUAGACACUCAUAGAGAUGUAAGGAGAGGGGACACUUGAUUCUUUCAGUUAAAUUUCUGUUGCUAUGCAUAUUUUUUUUUUCUUCGAGCAAAGUAAUACUUUUCCCAUCAUGUAAGUUUUCCUCGUACAUGUAAUUGCAUGUCGUUAAGCCAUUUUCACAAAUGGUUUGUAAAUUCUGUAGACCGUCCUAUUCACAAUUACAUGUACAUGGAGCCCAUUCCCAAGCUUGCUUUUUACCCACAACAUUUGUUUGUUCUUACUAAAUUUGCGAUUAAGUGAAUCUUCUAUAUUUAUCUUUAAAUAGGUAAGAAAGCCUAAAUAUAUUUUUUUUCCGGACAGUUUGUAAUGACUUGAUUCAAUAUGUAUAUGGGCCUUUUAUUUUAUUUCCCUGAGUGAGUGCGUGUACACAGGCCUGGUGUACAGCAAGUUAAACAGAAUUUUGUUUUACUGACUCUUGGGGCAUUUGUUUUGGACACAGCCAUUUUCCUGUUUUAGCUACCCCUUUCCUGGUUGUAUGGCAAUAUUUCAUUUUUUUUCAUAUUGCCUUUGAGUUUGAUAUAAAUAUCUGGGUUUUUUUUUUUAAUGUACAUGUAACUCUUAUUCAAUUUAUCCCUUUUUGGGGGUGUAGAUUUAGGUCCUUUAACAUAAUAGGUCAUUUAGUUUUACAAUUGAUUUUAAUCUACAAAAUUUCUAGCUUCAUGUAUUCAUUUGCAUGAACCAGGAGACUAAUCAGUUGUAAAUAAUUGCUUACUGAGCCCUUAUAUUCUUUUUCUUUGUUGUAUGUUUAAAUUAAGUGCCUUUUUCUAUUAAAUUGUACUCUUGUUAUUUUCAUCAGGUUGGUGUUUCAUAAAGCUGUUGGUAAGUUAUGACUGAUGAUCCUUUCUUACACACUAAAUAAUAAUCUAUGAACAUUUAAUUGUGAAUAUCAUUUACCACAAGAAAGGGUCACCAGUCGUUCAAAAAGUGAUUCUUAAAUUUAGAACUACAUGUGUGAACAGCUUCAUGAAACUCCCCCCCCCCCCCCGCGAUCUGUACCCAAUUCAAACACAAAGCUUAGCGCUUAAUCGUAGCCGUAGGGCUGGUAUUUUCAAGUAUGAUGACAUUGAUCAUUGUGUGAAAUCAAGCAUACAAAUCAGCUGUAUGAUCAAUGACAAGAUUUUGUGUUACUGGAUCAUGAUGAUGGCAUUACAUGUACACAUACAUUCGCAUGAUAUGGGCAGCUUUUGUCUUUACAUGGGCAAUUGUGCAUUACAUGUACACUACAUGUAUACAUGAAGUGGAUUUCAAAUUGAAUUUAUCAUAAGUUUACAUGAGGGUUAUUAACAUGGGUCCUUUUUAAAGGAAUGAUAAUUGAUGAGUGGGAAGUGGCAAUUAUAACUACAUGUAAAGAGAGGUAAAGGAAAAAUCAUAACUUCUGUAGAAAUUGCUUUGAAAUUUGUACUUCAAAAUAAAUAGGGAUUGAGUAUUUCUUUUCCUGACCUACAUGUACAUGAUGUGAUCCUUUAUAUCAGUUUAUAGCACAAUUAUUCAGUCACGCUUAUGAAUUAUUUCAUUGUAGGGACUAGGGCGUCUACAUGUGUGUGGCUAUAUAAUGUAAUUCACAUUAAAAUGUAAUGCACAUCUAACCUGGGGUAGUACAUGAAAAUGUGUCCCCAGCCAUGCAUGUACUGUAUGCCUAACUGCACCUGUUGUACACGUACAUGUACAAAGGUACACAUCAACAUGCAUGGGUAUUUAUACAUGUACAUGCACUGUGACAACUGACAAGUGAUGCCAGUAACACGAGUGGAAUUUGCUGGUAUGUACAUGUACAUGUACACAAAGUACUGUGUAUACAACACCACCACAUCAUAUUGAAAUAAACGUAAGAAUUGCAUUUUUGUCAAGUGAUUUUCAUACACAUGUAUGACUCGGGACCAUAAAUAUCUACAUGUAGUAUCAAAGAUGCUUUAGUCUAAGCCAAUUUUCUUGGUCUAAGGGGGUGUUGCAAGAAAAUAUUUGCAAUCAAUCGCAAAUAUUCUUUUACAAUUUUACAAUUGUUUAAUCACUUUUAGCUUUAGCAAAUCAGAUUACACUCCUUGUUACAUGGAGCAGAUUAGCAAUCAAUCACAAUUUUGCAAUUAAUUGCAGCGGCAUAUGCUUGAUUUCGGGAACGAAAAUAGACUUGCGAUUGAUCGCAAGUUUCUUGCAAUGCCCCAUUAGUCUAAGACCACAUGGAGUUAAACUGCAUGUAAAUUGAUUAGACCAAGUGGCUUAAAAAAAAAUGUUUUUGACUUCCUCAAAUACUUUCGUGUUUAUUACCAUACAGUUAAACAUUUACAUAUUACAUAUAACCCUGUGUGUUUGGAAAUGUGUAUACACUUUGUGUGUGUUCUGAUCAGUCACCUCUGUCAUAGUCAGAUGUUAAAACCUCUUAUCUGAAAUUUACCACAAAAAAGGGAGAAAUCUCCAGUUUAUAAUGUCUUUUUGCAUACAAGUGGGAACAUUCUUUUGACUACAUGUAGGAAGACUUCUGUACUGUUAUUCAGAGACUAUUUUCAGACAAUAAGAGGUCACCAACAUUGCCAUAUU